CCUCUCGGGUGGAAUCUGUCAAGUCUCAAGAGAAGUCUCUGCCUGCCACACUGGUGCUGCUGGAGCCAACGUGAGCCAGCAAGUGAUGCAGAUCCCCUCGUUCCUCCCCAUUCCUGCUGCUGAUAGUGACUGGGCUGAUUGUGUGCCCUGCCAUCCUCUGGGUGACAUGCUGCUGUGGACAGCUCUGCUCUUCUUGGCUCCAGUGGCUGGGACACCUGCAGGUCUCCCGAAGGCUGUCCUGGACCUUGAGCCCCCGUGGGUCAAUGUGCUCCAGGAGGAUCCCGUGACCCUGAAGUGCCAGGGGGCCCGCACCGCUGUGGACCACGUCACCCAGUGGUUCCAUAAUGGGAGCUCCAUCCCAGCCUUGGUCCAGGCCAAGUACAGUUUUAAGGCCAGACAACAGGACAGCGGGGAGUACAGGUGCCAGACGGACCAGACCAGCCUCAGUGACCCUGUGCAUCUGGAUGUGACUUCCGACUGGUUGCUGCUCCAGACCCCUCGCCUGGUGUUCCAGAAGGGGGAGCCCAUGGUGCUGAGGUGCCACAGCUGGAAGAACAGGAGUCUGUACAAGAUCACAUUCUUCCAGGACGGGAAAUCCAAGCAGUUUUCUUCUCUGAAUUCCACAUUCUUCAUCCCAGAGGCAAACCUCAGCCACAGUGGCGACUACCACUGCACGGGAAUGAUAGGGCAGAUGCUGCGCCUCUCACAGCCUGUGGCCAUCACUGUCCGAGGGUCCAGCUGGAGCGACUCCUCCAUGGUGAUGACAGCUGGGGCUGUGGUCGCCGGCACCGCUGCGGUGGCCAUCCUCGCCGCUGCCGUGGCCUGGUUCCGCCUCAGGCAAAAGCAAACUUCAGCUCCCCUAGGAAACCCCAAGCACAGGGAAAUGGGAGAGACCCUCCCUGAGGAACCAGCCCAUGUCACUGAUACUGAAGAGGCUGCCAAAAUUGAGGACGAGAAUACCAUCACCUACUCACUUCUCUUGCAUCCGGAGGAAGAGGCAGAGACCUCUGAUUACCAGAACCACAUUUAGUCUCCAUUGUCUUGCCUGUGACCCAGGGAAGGGCAUCAGAGAGGCCAGGACGCCUGACCUGAGCUCGCCUUAGGGAAGACAAGAAGAUGCCACAGUUCCAAAGGAGAAGAGGGACACUUUCAGAGUCAGCUGCAUGAAUCCUGAACCUCCCUGUCCUAAAAGUCACAGACAACGGGGUCCCAGAUGACUGACUGCCCUGGUUCCUUCUGUGUCUCGGCACUUCUCUCCAUCAGGACUCUUCUGCAUACGUCCACACGGCAGAUAAAAAUUACUUUUAUUAAGAGGUAGUAGCAACAUGGGAAAUGCUUAUGUUAUAGGUUACCUAAGAAAAUUAUGUAGGUGUAUAUGAUUUCAGGAAUGUCGAAGCAGAUUAACGUUUGCCAACAUAUUAAAAGUGAUGUUUCAGGGUGAUGGGAUUGUUGGUGAUUUUCGUUUUCUUUAUUUUUCUAU
Callorhinus ursinus (northern fur seal) is the source of this 1480-nucleotide messenger RNA. RefSeq names its product Fc gamma receptor IIb (gene FCGR2B). Gene Ontology annotation, cellular component: external side of plasma membrane. Gene Ontology annotation, biological process: positive regulation of tumor necrosis factor production; positive regulation of phagocytosis; antibody-dependent cellular cytotoxicity. Lineage: Eukaryota; Metazoa; Chordata; Mammalia; Carnivora; Otariidae. The record is from RefSeq and is a predicted model, not a curated record. Gene Ontology annotation, molecular function: IgG receptor activity; IgG binding.